AUGGCUGACGGUUCAGAAGUGUUUCAAUUCCUUCUAGACACUCUAAAUGGUCAAAUCAACAAUAAUGAGACGUCUUCUGGAAUUCCAGAAUUUUCUGGAACCAAUAAUCAAAAUCUGGAAGAACAAGAAAUUCCAGAGAUUUUGAAAGUCAUUAUGGAUUUUCAAAAGAAUUCUGUCCCAGAAGACGUCGUUCCAGAAGACGUGGAAUCUGAAAAUCCCAUCUUCAACUUGUUAAACCAGGGAAUUCAAAAUAAUGAGAAAGAUCCGGAAAUUUUGGAAAAACUGAAUCGAUUUUUUUCGAUUUCAUCGAUUGAUCAGGUGGAUCACGAUCAGAAUUUUGAGAAAAAUAACGAAAUUGAUAUGGAUGACACCACGGAGGAAUGGCGGGAAGAGUAUCGAAAAUUGAAUCAAAAUGAGACGAAAUUCGAUAAAAAGGAUGAGGAACGUCGCCGCCAGAUGGCCAAGAACCGGGAGUACGCCAGAAAAUGUGUGCAAAAAAAGAAGGAUAUGCGAAAGCAGGCGGAAGUCAGAAGUGUUCAAAUUCAACGACGAAUUCAGCUUCAACAAAAAAUCACGGCGAUAAAAGAGAAAAAUGCGAAUUUCGCGGUGGAUUUGAGAAAAAUGACUGGGGAGACGCAGAUUUUGGAGGAGCAGAAGACGUAUGAGCAAUCGAAACAAGCUAUGAAUCAGAAGUUUGAUUCGUUGUUUGCAGUAGAUGAAACUGUCAACUUGAAUUUUCAUAGAUUCGCAAGUGCCCGUGAGGAGUUUGAAAAAGCGGCGACCGAUUUACGGAUUAAAAAUGGGGUGAUUGGAACGUUAGGCUCUCGAAAAAUUCGAGCAAAACAGCAAAUGGAAUGGCGACAACAUUUGUAUGAUAUUUCUGUUAAUGAGCAUAAACUUCGCCGCGAGACCAAACUCUCAGAAUUGGCAGAUAACUAUGUGAAGAAUACAGUACCCAAAGCUGCUCCACUGAUCCAAUCGAUACCGAAAGACGUCCUGGAUCAAUUGAUUGAAAACAAUCGGGCCGCUGAUCUGGAAGAGUUUUAUCGAUUUGUUGUUGAUAAUUCCACUGAUAGCGCUCCUCAUUUUUUUGUUGAUAAUAGUGAUAAAGUUGUUAAAUAA
Molecule: messenger RNA, 1122 nt
Organism: Caenorhabditis briggsae
Lineage: Eukaryota; Metazoa; Nematoda; Chromadorea; Rhabditida; Rhabditidae
Gene: Cbr-zip-12
Product: Protein CBR-ZIP-12
Exons: 4
Coding region: 1-1122 (373 amino acids)
Source: RefSeq, a predicted model, not a curated record